Messenger RNA from Physella acuta, 957 nucleotides. RefSeq lists its product as uncharacterized. The record is from RefSeq and is a predicted model, not a curated record. Gene Ontology annotation, molecular function: chitin binding. Gene Ontology annotation, cellular component: extracellular region. Lineage: Eukaryota; Metazoa; Mollusca; Gastropoda; Physidae.
AUGGACACUAGCACUAAAUAUGUUAUGCUGGCGAUAGUUGCGGUCUGCGCUAUAGUGACGUCAGCACAGGAAACAGAACCCAAAGAACAGAAGUCUGCAAUCAAAUGCCGGCGAGCAGACGGCGAGAUCCCCAACUGGCAGGACCAGACGUGCAACAGCUACUACGUGUGUGAGGACUUUAACCUGACCCUGCUGACCUGCCCCACGGGCCAGGUCUACGGUCUGACGGAGAGAGAGUGUAUCGACAAGUCUAAGAUCAACUGUGAGGCCCAGAACGAGGCCGUGAGCCUGCACGUGAGGGCGUCGGCCGCCCUACGUCACGCCACCAACCCCGGCUACCACUUCCCCGGGCAGGAGGACAAGGAGGAGCUGCCCAGUGACGUCACGCGGGUCGCGGGUCUCUUCCACACCCUCACCUCCACCCACUCGGGUCGCUCCAAGCGUGCUGCCCUGCAACUGAUUGGCAUCCCCACCCCCGCCGAGUCUAACGGCUCCAUCAACGUGACCCUGCCCGAGAGCAUCUGUGUCCGCAUCAACUACGAGACCGCCAUCGUGGAGGCCAUCAUGAACGCCAUCUUGAUGACGGAGGCCGGAUGCCGGAACGUCACGUGCGGCAUCCCGCUGUUUGAGCUACACUGUGACGGCGAGAGUGACGACGAUGAUGACGAGCUGCCGGCUGUCAGCAACAGCACGCUGACAGCUAUCAGAGGCCUGAACAGCACGGACAGCAGCCGGACCGGACCGGCCACAAACAUCCUGGGUCUCGGUGGCCUGGAUUUGUCCGGUUCCGUUAGGGACAACAGGAACAGGAACUCGGGGAACACUGGGAACUCAAACUAGUUUUGUUAACAUAGAUUUUGUUUUUAAUUCUAUAAAUUUGUCAGAUUAAAAAAAUAAAUGAAUAAAAGUUAAAAAAUCGGCACAUGAAGAUAUCUUAAAAUACUUAGUAAACAAUAA